AUGACAUCGCCGCGCAAAGCACUAAUAGCGGUAACAUCCGCCCACGCGCCCCUCUAUCCCGACGGCAAAGAGACAGGCCUCUUCAUCACAGAAGCCCUACACCCCUUCAACGUCUUCAAGGACGCAGGCUUCGAAGUCGACCUCGUCUCCGAGACUGGCACCUACAGCCCCGACUGGCUAAGCCAGCAGAAAGAGUGGCUGAACGACGAAGAUCGCAAAGUCUGGGAAGACCACUCGAGCGAGUUCAGGCGCAAGCUGGAUAAUCUGCGAAAGCCCAGUGAUAUCAAGCCCGAAGACUACGGCAUCUUCUUCGCCUCCGCCGGUCACGCCUCUCUCAUAGACUACCCCACCGCCACCGGCCUCCAACGCAUCGCCUCAACCAUGUACACAUCCGGGGACAUCAUCUCCGCCGUGUGUCACGGCGGCGCAAUCUUCCCCGGCAUAAUCGACCCGGCGACCAACGCGUCCAUCAUUUCUGGCAAAAAGGUGACGGGCUUCACGACCAAGGGGGAGGAAGAAGAGGGCGUGCUGGACACCAUCAAGAGCUGGAACCGGCCGACGAUCGAGGCGGCGGCGGCGGACGCGGGCGCGAUUUAUGUCGCUCCGCCUGGGCCAUGGGAUGCGUUUGCGCUGGCGGAUGGGAGGAUUGUCACCGGGGCGAAUCCAGCGAGUGCGCACGUUACGGCUGAGGAGGCGGUUAAGGCUUUUGAUGGGUUGGGAAAGUCGUAG
Coniosporium apollinis CBS 100218 is the source of this 729-nucleotide messenger RNA. RefSeq lists its product as uncharacterized. The transcript has 2 exons. NCBI's taxonomy places the organism in Eukaryota, Fungi, Ascomycota, Dothideomycetes. Gene Ontology annotation, molecular function: glyoxalase III activity. The record is from RefSeq and is a predicted model, not a curated record. The coding region runs from base 1 to 729 and encodes 242 amino acids.